AUGGCCAUAUCUCGACGUUUCUCCGGCUUCUUGGCCAUUUCUGCGGCAACACUCUUCCUGGUGGGCUUCUUCCUCUUCGGCAGUAACAGGAACAGGCAAUUCUCCUACAAGUCUUUGCUGUUCUCAGAAACUAUUGUCAGUGACGAUACCAAUUCUUCGGACACCUCCUUCGCUACCAAUGACGGCGGUGCUGUCAAGUCUCCUCUCAGCGAUGUCUCCCAGAAGCCUCUAAGUAUUGCCAUCGUGGAGACCACAGGAUAUCACGAUGAAGUCGUUGCAGCGUUCGUACACUCCUUUGGCUCCCAGAAGAGAUCGAAUCUGAGCCUCUUUCAACAAAACCAACGCUAUGGCAUUGAGAAGAUCAUGAAGGACUUCAAACUUCCCAAACCGGUCCCAGCAGCCCAACCGCCUGACAUGCUGCUCGCCGACGACGCCACCAAAUUAGAUAUCUUGGUCCUCACAACAUGCGAGUAUGAUCGCAUCAAGAUCGCAUCUCAACUCGAGAUUUUACUCAAGGAAGGCAAGACACAACUACUCUGCGUCGUCCAUCACGCCGACCAUUGGGCGAAUGAGGACCACCAAAAUUUCAUGGCCCCUUGGAUUGAUAAGGGACUGGUGGAUUUCAUCACGCUUUCCCAGCACACAGCGACAUUCCUCCAGGAGACCGGCAUGAGGACGUGGAAGACCAAACCUCCGAUCAGACCCUUUGCUCCAGUCUUCCCAGUCAACCUCCCCAAACUACCCACAGCCGUCGACGCAGACAAAGGGGAGCUUGGGUUUGGACUCCAAGGCCUAUAUGAAUCCACAAGACGGAAUUACGAAACGAUCUUUGCUCACCUCCAAAAAUUCAUAGACUCGAGAUCAUCGGAAAGAGUCGGAACCAUGAACUCGAACGUCACCCUUCAUCUGCUAGGCCAGGGGAUUCACCCUGAAGUCCCAAGCGGUCUGAUCUCGCACGUCAGCUUCGACGAGUCGCUCGAUUAUGACGAGUACUACUCCAUUCUCUCCCGCACCUUCGCGCUCCUACCCGCCUUCGCCAAUGACCAAUACCUCGAUCGCAAGGCUUCCAGCACCGUACCUGCUGGGCUGAUUGGGGGCACACCAUUGGUUGCGACCAAGGAGAUAGUGGCGGCGUAUAGCUAUCUGCCGGAGGACGCGGUAUACCUACAAGAUAAGGAUGAGACUGAGUUUGAUGUUAUAGGAAGGGUGCUGAAGGACGCCGCAAAGCAUCGGAUCAAGAAGAUGCAAAUGGUCAGGAAUAAGUGUGCAGAGCUCGUCAAGGGCAACUCUGGACUGGUUGAAGGGUGGAUCAAAGAGAUUCUACAGAAAGAGCAUGUUGGACGGUAA
Messenger RNA from Letharia lupina, 1347 nucleotides. RefSeq lists its product as uncharacterized. The coding region runs from base 1 to 1347 and encodes 448 amino acids. The record is from RefSeq and is a predicted model, not a curated record. NCBI's taxonomy places the organism in Eukaryota, Fungi, Ascomycota, Lecanoromycetes, Lecanorales, Parmeliaceae. The transcript has a single exon.